AUGCAACCAUAUUCCAGAUCAGGUGGUACCAGAAGGUGCUUUUAUGAAUUCCAAACUGUUGUAGCAUGUUACACCUCAGCUGAUACUGCAACUUCAAAAGAAUGUGUUCCACAAUUUGAAGAUUAUUUCGAAUGUUUGCACGGUUAUAAAGAAAGAGAAAAAGUUAGAUUAAUGUUACAACAAUUGAAAGAUAACGAAGUCAGUCAAAAAGGUGUUACUGCCUCUGACUUGUAUAAAUCUGCCGGUGCAGCUUACCAAAAUUUAGAUUUAAUUAAAAAAGAUUAA
Molecule: messenger RNA, 285 nt
Organism: Yamadazyma jaroonii
Lineage: Eukaryota; Fungi; Ascomycota; Pichiomycetes; Serinales; Debaryomycetaceae
Source: the annotation of a GenBank genome assembly